GCCAUGGGCAACCACCACAGUCAUUCGGACAACCACAGCAGUUCAAGCUCACGGAGCAAGAGCAUUUCAAGGACCAGCUCUGGGGCGGACAUAAAGGAGCAAAAUCAUGCCACAGCGCUGGUACCCGUCGACAAACUGGCCAAGAUACUUGUACAAAAAAAUGCUGAUGAAGGAACUGGUCAAAAUGUCAUUUCAGCAAAUGUGUUUGCUAAAUAUCUCUUCCCUCAAUAUCCUGAACUUGGAUUAAAAGUUUUCAACUAUAUGGCUAGAUGUGGAGGAGCCUGUAAAUCAUCAAAAAGUAUGUCUGCUUCAAGUUUUCGACAGCAAGCUGACAAGUUACUACAAAUCAUCCCAGAUGAGAAAAUUGCCGAGCUUUAUAUUAAGAUUUUUUCCGAAGGAUCUGAAGAAGUGGCUCAACAACAAGUAUUGGACUUACUGAUGCUGACUUACCGCCUUGCCAUGGAUAACUACCCAGGGGGGCCACAGACCUGCCUACAUAUCCACCACACUCUUCAGGCAGUGGUGGAUUCAGCCUUUCACAAGAAAUUGGCAGUCUCUCCCGGCUACAUGAGCAACUGGCUUCUUCAACACCUUCCUAGGCUUCUGCCAUUAUUACAUCGGUAUGUCGUCCACGUUUUGACAACAGCGUACCGGUCUCUUCAAGAAAAACAGCCAGUCACAACUUCAGCUCCUCAAGGGGAUGCUUCAUGUGAAGCAGAGGAGGGCAUGGAACUUUCCACACCUGUUCUCGAGAAAAAUUUUGACAUUGAUACCAAAGGACCAUAUCUGCUGCCAGUAUCCCAAGUUUGGCUUCUAGCAACAAGUCUUCCUGCAAUUUUUACCAUGCCAUCUCAACACCCAAAUGGAUCAUCUUCACCUACUCAACACAAUGGUUCAUCUGCCCAAUCACUUAUCGCCAAAAUGUUGGGAUCAACAUAUCCAUCUCAUUGGGCACCUUUGUACAGUAGUGAUCAACAUGGAUUAGGCUCAAAUAGAUUUCUACAUCAUGUACUCAGCUACCGAGGACCUACUCUCACAUUCCUAAGAGGACAGGAGGGAGUUGAAUUCUGUCUUGCAGCCGAUUCAGAGUGGCAUGAAUCUAAUCACUACUGGGGAUGCGAAAAUUCCUGCGUUCUGCAGAUUUUACCUCUUUUCCAUGUUAUUGAACGGGGUGCAAAACUUCUAUAUUUAAAUUUUAGUAUCCGGGGUUAUCCUAAAGGAAUCCAUGCUGGUACUAAUCCCAGCAAACCAAGUCUCAAACUUGAUGAUUCCUUCAGUAUGAUUACUUAUAGUGGUAUUCCUUAUCCGCUGGUCAGUGUAGAGGUGUGGGGGUGUGGUACAUCUAAAUCAAGGGAGCAGCAGCUUGAAACAAAGAAAUGGGAAGUCAAGCAAGCAGAAAAACAGCGAACUGUGAAGCUUAGUGCUGCUGACUGGGUUGAUCAUCCAGAUCGAUACUUGUUAGAGUUAGGAGGUCGUCAAACAUACAAUACUCCAUCCAACUAGCCCUCUCUAGUCAGGUAGAAUACUUUUAAUUCUACCUUAAUCUCCCAGGGUUCUUGAUGAAGAAUGAUGGUUCUUUUAUAUUUUGUGUUGCAUAGAGUAGUUGUCAUCCAUCUCAAUUUGGACCUACCCCACAGUCAUACAAGAAUGGGUAGUCAAAGAACAAAGCUCAGCUGGUGACAUGACAAAAAUUGUGCCCAGUCUGCCAUUUCGUCCAUGGAAUAAGAUUAACAGUAUGAUUUGCCUUGACCGAAAGAGUUACUUGCUGUUUCCUCUAUAUAAAACAAUAUAUAAGAAGCAGUAAAAGGCUAUUUGUUACUGUAUGAUAUGUUUAUAUUGUUGAGGUUUUUGUAACAUGUGCUGUGCUGCUUGUGCCUAAAGUUAUGAGAAUUGCUCCAGCAGUCAGUAGACAUAGUAAAUUAUUUGUGAUGUGUGUAAGGUAUAUAAUAUUUUGUUUUAGUAGUAUUGUGAAGGAUACAUUCCGUUAUGCGGACAUAAAGUCAGAUUUGAUGACAUAUUUAGGCAUGGCAUUUUCUUAAUUUGUGCUUGUGUGUUGAGCACAUAGAAGUAGACAUAAACUACUCCAAAACUUAAGAACUACAAUUUACUUAAAAUGAGAUUGGUAGGGGUUUUAAAAAAUAUUUUCUUUUAGCAUAUUUUUAUAGGUUCUUCCAAGGCUUUUGAGUUUUACUUAAUUUUAAAUUUUUUAAAUAAUUGACAAUAAGUAAGGCCUCAGUAUUAAAUUUUUAAGUUCCAUCUGAUUGUUUGGGCUGCAUUUUUUAUACUUCUGUCUUAAUUCUCAAGAGACUCAUUUGAUCUGCGGUCUCCUCUGCUCUAAUGCCUUUCUGAGGAGAUGUGCAUUGGGUGCAUUGAAUCACUCAAAUUGAUGAUACUCUAUAGUAAGUUGGCUCCUGUCCCAUUCUGACAGAUAAUGGAAUGUGUGUCAUCUAUCAAUUUGCUUCAUGAUUUUCUGUCUUGAAGAAACUAUCUGAUAACUUUACCUUUUUCGCUGUAAUGUGUUUUAAAUGAAAGGAAGGAUGGGCUGGGAACCUUCUGGCGAGCCUUGCCCCAUUAUGUUAUGUUAUACAAUUGCCAAAUAUAUAUUUUUGCUGUAAUAUAACAGGCAGCACAGUGCUUCUUUGCAUUGCAGCUCAAUUGAAAGCCUUAAAGAUUUAUGCUUAUGCAUUUGUAGUUAAAAGAUGAUCGCGUGUGAUAAAUCACAUUCAGAAUGUGUUGGACUGUGAUCCAUUAUUAAAUGUAGUGUUUACCUUACUGUGUUUGCCGCUAGUUCUUUCCCAGUUCCUUUUGAAAGUUUUGCUAUUAGUUGUGUUUAAGUUUAAAUAUCUCAUGUCGUUCAUGGUACUGUCUCCACUUGUAUUUUUAUUACUGAAUGGAUGUGUGUCUUCAAUUUAGAAAAAUGAAAAUCCUCUACUUUAUUUCUGAAAUCAAAUUGUAAUUGAAAUUGCCAAUGUGGCCAACGCUCAUGUGGAGGUGGACAAUCAACCAUUCUUACAGAUUUUUAUGCUCCUUCGUCAUUUUGUUAAUGUGCCCUUGUUUGUGUGAUACCAUAUUAUAUUCAAGGUGUGUUCAUAGAGUUCAUUUAAAAAAAAAAAAAAAUUGUAGCAGGAUGUGGACUUGAAAGUAAAGAGACUAUUUUGUUCCCUUGCUUUAUAUUUACUAAUAUACAACUUUAGGGUGGUAAAAUAAUUUACUAUUUUACACUUUACUGUUGUGAGGACAUUUACAGUUACUAUUCUGGCAUUGAUCUUACAUAAGGAUUGACGUCAUCUAAAACGUUUUCUUUUUCUUGUCUUUCACUUAAGAUUGCAGGUUGUUUUGUGAUUUUUUUUGCCUUUGUCUCGAUGCAUAAUUCUCAUGGAUGCAAUAACACUGUGAUAAGAUUUUUAAUUUUGUUUCAUUUUACAAAUCAAGUGUGUUUAUUGCAACCAUAUUUUCUUCAAAUCUUGCUCCUUUGGUUGCCAAGACUUGAUGUAUUGAUCAAGUAUUAAUAAUGUUGUUCUAAAGUCUUUGUAGUAGAAUUGGUAUGUCUAAAGUAUUUUAGCAGUAUAUUUUUUUAACAUUAAGCACAAAGACUGAAAUAGAGAGUUAUUGGUUCAAACCUGUGGACGAUAUAAUGUGUUUGUUGUCUUUGUCUAGGGGUUAUUGUGAAUGAAAUUUUUACUAUUUUAAUGAUCACACCCACACCUAAGGGGUUAGAGGCACCUUGGGACUUAGAAUUUAUAUUUUUCUUAUGGAAGACCUGAAAAUAGCUAAAGUUAUAUUGGAUUGGAUAUGCAACCCGCAACCCCUCGUCAGCUGUAGUUACCAAGUCAAGUAAAGUGCAUCACAUUUUUGGAAAAAAAAUAAAUUUUAAAAAAUACUGCUUUGUAGAGGAAUAGUGCAUUUCCUUUUGACUUUGACAGAAUAUCCAUCUUACAAUCCAACUCUGAAUGAAGUACUCUUACUGAACAUCUAACGUAGUAUUUAUUUAUCUGGUGAUACCAUUUUAACUUGUUUAUUUCUUAAUUUUCAUCUGUUCUGGGUGGAAAUUUACUGUGGAAACUUAAGUUGUAUGCUUUUACCCUUUUUUUCUUGAGUGUAUUUCAUUAUAGUGCCAUAUUAAGUACUGCUUGGUUUUUUCUGUUUGUUUUUAAAAUUUAAAAGUACAUAUAACUGAGAAUGUAUGUAUAUUUCUGUCUGAUCUUAUCUUUGCUACUUAUCUUUUGAAAACUUGAAUGGGUCAUUCUGAUUGUGAAAAGUUAACAGCCUGUUACUAUUUGUGUUUACACCCUCUUAGCAAGGGGAGAAAAAUCAGAUUUUUAAAAUUAAAAAUACAAAACAGUCACCCAUGUAAAAGUCAAAGGUUUUGAUCAAUUUGUGUUUCAAAUUCCAAUGAGAAUCUCAUUGUGAUCUGCAUAAAGUGAACAGAAUAAAAUAACCAUACCAAAAUAUAUUUUUCAA
Frankliniella occidentalis (western flower thrips) is the source of this 4461-nucleotide messenger RNA. RefSeq lists its product as uncharacterized. Lineage: Eukaryota; Metazoa; Arthropoda; Insecta; Thysanoptera; Thripidae. The record is from RefSeq and is a predicted model, not a curated record. The coding region runs from base 4 to 1503 and encodes 499 amino acids. The transcript is spliced from 11 exons.